UGCUCAACCGUCUGCCGCAGUAGAAUUGUGUUUAUUUUAAGAAGUCGACGUCGUUUCCUAUAAAUGGUUAUUUCGCUGGUCCAUUGACAGUGGUAGUGUUGUGCUCGUGUUGCUGCGUGCGCCCGCUCUUUUGCACCUUUGUGCGCCGCACCGCCCCCUACCCACCGCACCGCCGCCCGCGUGACAGUCGCGUUUGUGCGUGUGUGUUAUUGGCGCUCGCGCCCGAUAGAUAGGAAGCACCUCUACAUCCCGUCGCGGCGUACGGAGUUUACGGUCCGGGUUUCGAAUUUUUUUGUUUUUCUCCACUCGAAUUUUCCGCCGCCAAAAUGCCGGUGUUCCACACGAAAACCAUCGAGAGCAUAUUGGAGCCCGUCGCCCAACAGGUAUCUAGAUUGGUUAUUUUACAUGAAGACGCUGAAGAUGGAAGUGCAAUGCCAGAUUUGGAAAAGCCGGUUCAAGCUGUUAGCCGUGCAGUUAUGAACCUUAUCAAAGUGGGGAAAGAAACUAUAAACAGUAGUGAUGAUCCAAUACUUAAACAAGAUCUUCCUUCAGCCCUUUAUCGAGUUGAAGGGGCAUCCCGUUUACUUGAAGAAGCUUCAGCUAUGCUAAAACAAGAUCCCUAUAGUGGGCCAGCUCGAAGAAAACUGAUAGAAGGAUCUAGAGGAAUUUUGCAAGGAACAUCAUCUUUGUUGUUAUGUUUUGAUGAAUCUGAAGUCAGAAAAAUCAUUAGAGAAUGUAAAAAAGUUUUGGAUUAUUUAGCUGUAGCCGAAGUUAUUGAAAGUAUGGAAGACUUAGUGCAGUUUCUUAAGGAUUUAAGUCCAUGUCUAAGUAAAGUUUCUCGAGAAGUAGGUGCUCGUGAAAAAGAACUUACUCAUCAAGUUCAUCGUGAUAUACUUAUUCGUUGUCUUGAUCAAGUGAAGACGUUAGCUCCAAUACUUAUAUGUAGCAUGAAGAUUUAUAUUCAUAUUCUUUCAGAAGGAGGUAAGGGUGCUGCUGAAGCAGCUGAGAAUAGAGAUUAUCUCACUAGCCGAAUGACUGGAGAGUUAUUAGAAAUAAUAAGAGUAUUACAGCUGACCACUUAUGAUGAAGAUGAAUGGGAAGCUGAUAACAUAACUGUAAUGAGAAAAGCUCUUAAUGUAAUUGAAGGUAAAGUCCAUACAGCCCACGAUUGGUUACAAGAACCAUUAUCAAUGCCUGGGGGUCUAGGUGAAAAGUCUAUUCGCCAUUUACUUGAACAAGCUCAUUUAAUAUCAGAACGCUGUUCACCUAAAGUUCGAGAGCCAAUACAGAAAUUGUGUUCUGAAAUCAACACCAUGACUGAUGCUCUUUGCGAACUAAGACAUGACGGAAAAGGCGCUACUGCUCAAGCAGAAAGUUUAUCUCGUAGCAUUGACGAAAGAAUUGGAGAGUUAGUGAAAUUAGUUACACGAGCAGUUAAUGACACAGAGAAAAGUGGAGUUACUGCUAAAGGACAGCAAGUGGCUCAUACACUUGGCGGACAAUUGGAUCAAGCUAGACAAUGGUUGUUACAUCCAGAAAGAAAUGAUAAUGGCUUGGGGCAAAGAGCCAUUUCGUUGAUAAUUGAUGAAGCACAUAGGGUGGCUGAUGGACUUCCUGGUGUUCAAAGAGCAGAAAUAUUAAAUCUCUGUGAUGAGGUUGAUACCUUAUCUCGACAAUUAAAUGAUUUAUGUCGUCGUGGUGAAGGUAACUCUCCUCAAGCGCAACAAAUAGCCAGAAAGUUAUCUCAUAAGUUAGAUGAAUUGAAAAAAAUGAUACAAGAUGCAGUUGUCAGUCGUGUUGUUGAAGAUUUUGUUGACAUAAAUACACCUUUAAAACAAUUUACAGACGCAGUGCAUGUACCAAAAGGAACUCCUGGUAGAGAGGCAAACUUUGCUGAUCGAGCAACUAGAUUAUCUGACUGGUCAAAACGUGCAGGUCGAACUGGACGACUUGUGGCUGCAAUUGGUAGUGGUGGAAAAAAGUUGUCUGAAGCUCUAAAUCAAGCUGCCACACAGCUUGAAUCUCUCGGACCUCAGUUGAUAAAUGGUGGACAAAUCCGAUCACAAUACUCUGAUAAUAAAGUAGCUGGAGAGCAUUUUGAUAAUUUGUGUUCUCAGUAUGCUGAUACAGCAACACACAUAAGAAAUCUUUGUGAUGAGGCUACAGAUUCAGCAACUUUUAUUCGACUAUCUGAGGACCAAAUGCGUAAACAUGCAAAACUGUGUGAGGAUGCUAUUGCCAGACAUGAUCCCAAUAAGAUGGUAGAACAUACAACAGCUAUUGCUCGUCUAGGAAACAGAGUAUAUCAAGUUGCUAAGCAAGAGGCUGACAAUUCUGAAGAUCCUGUGUUUCAUGCAACAUUAAAUAGAGCAGCAGAUAUCUUACAAGCUGCUGUGGCUAGAAUGGUUCAAGAUGCUAAGCCAGUAGCAUUAAAUACCAAUAACGAUCAAGCUAUUAAACGUUGGAGAGAAUCUAACAAUGUGUUGUUGGAUGCAGUGCGUGGUGUGCGUGGUGCUAUCUCUGUUGUACCAGACCUGUAUGAAUUGUCUAUUGAGCCCGAAAUAGCUCCACCUCGUCCACCAUUGCCUGGUGAACAAGCACCUCCACCAAGACCACCGUUACCUGCUGAAACCGAUGAUGAAGAUGAAAUGUUCAAGCAUGCACCGUUACCUAAUCAACCUAUUAUGGCUGCUGCUCAUGGGCUUCAUCAAGAAGUGAGACAGUGGUCAAGUAAAGAUAACAAGAUUAUUGCUGCUGCAAAGAAAAUGGCACUUUUGAUGGGCAGGUUAUCUCAAUUGGUUCGUGGACAAACUGGUACCAAACGUGAUCUUAUUGCUUGUGCUAAAGCAAUUGCCGAAGCUUCUGAGGAAGUGACACGUUUAGCUAAAGAAUUGGCUAGAGAGUGUACUGAUAAAAGAAUGAGAACUAACUUGCUGCAAGUGUGUGAACGUAUACCAACCAUUGGUACUCAAUUAAAGAUCUUAUCCACAGUCAAAGCAACUAUGUUGGGAGCUCAUGGUUCAGAAGAAGAUCAAGAAGCUACUGACAUGUUGGUGGGUAAUGCUCAAAACUUGAUGCAGUCUGUUAAAGAAACCGUACGAGCAGCCGAAGCGGCUUCAAUUAAAAUAAGAACUGACACUGGUAUACGGUUAUGUUGGGUCAGACGUCAACCAUGGUAUCAUUAUUAAUAACUUCCGCGUGCCUUCAAUACCAUGGCCAUAAUUAGGUGUUCAAUAUUAUUUAAGUAUUUAUAAGCUAUAACAAAGUAAUUAGUAUAAAUCACUUUGGGCACAAUGUAUGAUAGGUUGUAGUCUCUGGCUCAUUGGCAGUACUAUAAUUCAUUUACAUUAAAAAAAGUCUUUGAAUUUGUGGUUUAGAAGUAAAUAAAUAAAAUAAAUAAUACAAAUUUGGAAAAUUUAUUUUCUAUGUUUUGGCAAUUAAAUCAUUCCAAUGGGUCGACAUGUGCCUUAUAUUUAUAUUGAUUUGCGGUGCUUAGAGUUGUAUUUAAUAUUAAACACACUUAUUUGGUUUAAGAGUGUUAAA
This is a messenger RNA of Melanaphis sacchari, 3543 nucleotides long. It is a transcript of the gene Vinc, whose product is annotated as vinculin. The transcript is spliced from 10 exons. The record is from RefSeq and is a predicted model, not a curated record. NCBI's taxonomy places the organism in Eukaryota, Metazoa, Arthropoda, Insecta, Hemiptera, Aphididae. Gene Ontology annotation, biological process: cell adhesion. The coding region runs from base 327 to 3188 and encodes 953 amino acids. Gene Ontology annotation, molecular function: actin filament binding.